AUGCGUUUCUCCAAGUCUCUCAUCGUCAUGGUGGCUGCCUCCAUGGGUGCCAACGGCGCCCCAUCUGGCAUGGACACUCUGGCCAGACAAGCGACCCCAGCUCUUCCGGCUGCUGCCCCCGCCGCCCCCGCCGUCCCCGCCGCUCCCCCUUCAGUGCCCAAGGCAGACGAUGACAAGAAGGGUGACGGCGAUAACAAGGGUGAUAAGAAGGGUGACAAGAAGGAUGACGACGACAAGAAGGGUGACAAGAAGGGCGACGACGAUAAGAAGGGUGACAAGAAGGAUGACGACGACAAGAAGGGUGACAAGAAGGGUGACGAUGAUAAGAAGGGCGACAAGAAGGGCGACGACGACAAGAAGGGUGACAAGAAGGGUGACGAUGAUAAGAAGGGCGACGGUGACAAGAAGGGCGACGGCGACCGCAACGGAGGCGGCCGUGAUGGCAACCAGAACUGCGCCGAGGAAGACCGCGGCCGCGACAGAGACGGAAAGCGGUGUUGCGUCACCCGUGGCCGGGACGGCGAUCGCAACGGGGGUGGUCGCGACGGAGACCUCAAGGUUAUCCGCGUCGAUCGCGAUGGUGACCGUGAAGGUGAGCGCGGCGGUGACCGCGACGGUGACCGCGACAACGGCGGGCGCGACGGUAACCGGAAUGGUGACUCGGAGUGCACCCGCGAAGGCGGCGAAGGCGGCCGUCGCGGCGGCAACAACGACGACGACGACAACGACAACGACAACGACAGACGUCCUCCCCCUCCGAACCCUUUCCUCCCUCCCUACCCCCCUCCCCCCGGCUUCCCCAUCGCCCCGGCUUUCCCGGUUUACCCUCCUCUCGCCCCCGGUGGUCCUCGUAACCCUGACGGUCCUCGUAACCCUGACGGUCCUCGUCGUCCUGACGGUCCUGGCGGCUCGGAUAGACCUGACAGGCCCGACGGACCCGAUAGGCCUAAUGGCCCGGAUAGGCCCGACAGGCCCGACAGACCCGACAGACCCGACAGACCCGACAGACCCGACAGACCCGACAGGCCCGAUGGGCCCGAUGGUCCUCGCCGUCCCGAUGAGGACAAGAAGACCGCCUGA
Colletotrichum higginsianum IMI 349063 is the source of this 1080-nucleotide messenger RNA. RefSeq lists its product as uncharacterized. Bases 1 to 1080 code for a protein of 359 amino acids. The record is from RefSeq and is a predicted model, not a curated record. The transcript is spliced from 2 exons. Lineage: Eukaryota; Fungi; Ascomycota; Sordariomycetes; Glomerellales; Glomerellaceae.